Poecilia latipinna (sailfin molly) is the source of this 1949-nucleotide messenger RNA. RefSeq lists its product as uncharacterized. The coding region runs from base 296 to 1918 and encodes 540 amino acids. The record is from RefSeq and is a predicted model, not a curated record. Gene Ontology annotation, molecular function: sequence-specific DNA binding. Lineage: Eukaryota; Metazoa; Chordata; Actinopteri; Cyprinodontiformes; Poeciliidae. The transcript is spliced from 12 exons.
UAAAAUGCGAGCGCGAACACGAAUACUUUUCUUUUGAAAAUGUUCUUACCGGAAGUCACACGUUCACCGUUGCUACCUAAAGUCUUCACGGAACCAAAUGCUAAAAUUAUUCAUUGUUUAGUAUUAAUAUAUGUUACUUUUGAGAGAUCUGAUGUAUUUUUCGAUUAAGAGAGCGAAAACUGUUCUACAUGAAAAAGAUUUGGCUGAAAAAUUAUGAAAUACGUGCUAGGAUUUGAUCUAAAGUUGCUUUCGGUGUUAUGAAGAUUGUUGUUGACCGGACGAAAGACGUUCUAAGAUGCCUUCAUUUGGGUUUCUGGAUAAAUUGGAACAAUUUUUUCAGACUGGAAAGUUUGGAGAAAAUUCAUCUAAAAGUUUAAAAAAGGGAAUCAAAGCUGCCUGCAAACGAUUCAUCUACAAAGAUGGCCUUUUGAUGCGACCUUAUCGAGGCCGUCUCCUUCGUGUCGUCAGAAGUGAAAAAGAGAUUCGGGAGAUUCUGACACGUUACCAUGACGACAACAACCAUGCGGGCCGAGAACGGGUAGUGAGAGAAAUUAUGCUGAUGUACUACUGGGUUGGAGUGACGGAGACUGUGAAGAACUGGGUCAAAGCUUGCCCGGUUUGUCACAGCCGCCCUCCACCUCCUCCUUUCCAACCAGCUGUUCUGUUCUGCCUGGUUUAUGGCUGCGAUGCCUCCAGCUACGCUUUCCCUGAGCUCUCCUUUCACAGGUUUCCUAAGGUUGAGGAGCAGCGCAAGAAGUGGCUGCAGGUGGCUCAAAGGGACGAAGCCUCGCUACGCACCAACUCCUACAUCUGCUCCAGACACUUUGAAAUGUCCUGCUUUACACUCACUGAGGAGGGUCAGCUGGUGCUGUCUCCGGAUGCUGCCCCAACCUUAUUGCCUGUAACAGCCCAUGGAAAUGAGGUGUCUGUGGAGUCAGGUGAAAAUUUCAGGUAUUCCAACAUAUGGAAAGAUGAACUCAAAGGAGCUGCUGCUGCUGCUUCAGUCAUCGACCACAGCUCUCAUCCUGUCAGUCUGUCUGAAGCAGCUCUGCAGCUUCAGGAACAUCAGUACUGCCUGCCAGGCCCAGCACCAGACUGCAGGGCUGCCAGAAUAAUGAAUGAACACCGGAGGAGGACAGCUGUUGAGCCAGGCUUCAUUACUUACAACCAUAUUGCCAGGUACUUAAGUACCAGGGUACUACCUAUGCAGGGCAAAAGAAGCAGGUCAGCUUUAAAAAGAAUGGCCAAGCGUUUUAGUCUGAUAGAUGGGCUGUUGAUGUACACCAGAGUCUCUCCGCCCCUCAGAGUACCACGCAGCAGAGAAGAGGUCAAUUCCAUCCUUCAGCAAUUCCAUGACAACCAGGGCCACUAUGGGCAGGGAAUCUGCCAGAGACAGAUCUCUAAGCACUACUACUGGGGGAGCCUGAGUCGAGACCUGGCCAGCUGGAUCUCCAGCUGCCAGACGUGUGUCAACAGAUCUAAAAGGAAGAUGAUUCGCUGCAGUGUCUCCAAGUGCACCAACCGCUGUGGCCCAGUGGAGAGAAAACUCGGACUUAUUUUCCACAGGUUUCCUCUCCAUAAUCUGCCACUGCUGUCUCAGUGGCUGAAGGCUUGUGGCCGGGGGAACUGGCAUCCUCGGCUCUGGUCCUCCAUUUGUUCAGCCCAUUUCACAGAGGAGUGCUAUGACAGUAGUGGGGGAAAAAACACCCUCCUUCCAGAUGCCGUGCCCACGCUAAACAUCCACAACGACUCAAAGACAGAUGGUUUGACCUCAACACCAGUAGGAGAGGAGGCAUUUUUUGCAAAAUAUAAUGCAGUGGAGCUCUACAUCAGCAGACGCAUUUACCCUCCUGGACUAACCUAUGUAGAGAAGAACACCUUCAGGAGAUUCUGCAAAAGAUACACUAUCAUAGGUUAGUCAAGUUCUGGGAUCCAUUUUGUUUGACAGC